This is a messenger RNA of Brienomyrus brachyistius, 2419 nucleotides long. Its product is annotated as acyl-coenzyme A thioesterase 1-like. The coding region runs from base 826 to 2145 and encodes 439 amino acids. The record is from RefSeq and is a predicted model, not a curated record. Gene Ontology annotation, molecular function: fatty acyl-CoA hydrolase activity. NCBI's taxonomy places the organism in Eukaryota, Metazoa, Chordata, Actinopteri, Osteoglossiformes, Mormyridae. The transcript has 3 exons. Gene Ontology annotation, biological process: fatty acid metabolic process; acyl-CoA metabolic process.
ACGACCCAGUAGGAUAAGCGGUUUGGAAAAUGGACGGAUGGAUGGAUGGAUGGGAUGCUUCUGUGCAAGUGCGCAAUUAUAUGAGUUAUUACCAGCCAAAACAAGUAACAACUACACAGUGUCCUUGUGUGGAUUCCCCGUAUGUACCAGCUGUUUUGUGUUGCUGUCAUUAGUCAUAUGUAUUUAAGUCUGCGUUAGGUAUGUUUUCCCCAGUCCGGACAUUGAAGUGUGACGUCCGUUUUGUUUGUUUGUGCGUGCGUGCUACAAUAAAUCCCUCGAUUCUCCGUCUCCCUGGUCUGUUCCGUAUACAACACACUGUAAAAAUAAGGGCUAAUGACAGGUACGAGAAUAUUUAAUUUUAAUAUACGCUCAUGCGUAUAAGAUCGGAACAUUUACUCAAAUACUACUACUAAUAAUAAUAAUAAUGAGAUGUAUAAAUAACAUAUGCUUCCUUUCUUUGCUAUACUAUUUUUUUCUCACUCUCCCUCCGUGGAGCCGUGCUCACUGUUUGCUUGUUUGCAUUUUCUUUUAAGAAAAAUAAGAGAAAAGUUUUGAACAAUACUGGUACUUUCUAAUUGGGCGUAUAUAAUUUUUUAUUAUGCAAAGUCCAUUUAUUAAUAUUUGUAGCGUUUCUUGUCAUAGUUUAAGAAUACUUUUUGUAAAAACUCCUUUUAAAAUUUUACUAAGGUGAAAUACAGAAGCUGCAUCAGAGACUAAAAUGCAAGCAUUAAACUUCCAAGUCGCAAAGGGGCAGCAAAAUUACGGACACUGUUUCACUCCAAUGGUUUUCCACGUGAAGAAGAGUUAAGAAGGCUAGCUCUGAAGAUGCGGAUCUAUAGAAUACUACGUCGUUUUAGUCGAUCGUUUUAUAGUACACCAACUGUAAUGGAUUUUCGGCCUCGUUUGCAGAUUCUUCCAAGCCGCAAGAGUCUCUUUGAUGAGCCGCUGCAAAUAAAAGUGGACGGUCUUAUUCCGGAGCAGCGAGUGGAGCUGAGAGCCAAGCUAACUGAUGACAGAGGCGUACUUUUUAAGUCAUCUGCUGCAUAUAACGCAGACUUCAGCGGUACUGUUGAUUUAGGAACCUCAAGUUCUCUGGGUGGCAGCUACACAGGCAUUGAACCUAUGGGACUGUUCUGGUCUAUGACGCCAGAAAAACCCUGCUCCAGACUUAUGAUUAAGGACGCAUCGAGUUACCUUCUGGUCAAUAUCGAAGUAAUUAAUGGCUCGGAUUUGGGACAUGCACUUGCAAGUGAAACUGUGGAAAGAGGAUUCAUGGCGAAAGGAACUCGCAGGUUACCCGUAAAAGUUGGAAGAAUACGGGGAACCUUGUUUGUACCACCGGGACCUGGUCCAUUCCCAGGGGUUCUUGAUUUGUACACAUUCGGUGGUGGCUUGACAGAGACGCGGGGAAGCCUGCUAGCAAACAAAGGCUAUGUGGUUUUGUGUCUGGCGUACUACAAUUAUGGCGAUUUGCCCAAGUCUGUCAGCCAUUUUGAUCUGGAAUACUUUGAAGAAGCCCUGAUGUUUCUCCGGAGUCAGCCUGAGGUCAGAGGUCCUGGAGUUGGGAUUAUUUCAAUCUCCAAAGGUGCAGAUCUGGCCUUGUCAAUAGCCUCAUUGCUCCCUGGUGUGUCUGCCACUGUUUGGAUCAAUGGCUGCAAUGCCAAUGUCAUGUUACCUUUGCACUACAAAGACAUGGUCAUCCCUCCACUCAUCCCUGAUUUCAGCAAAAUAACCUUAGCACAACCUGGAAUUCUGGAUGUGCGGGAGUCUGUGACUGACCCCAUGGCAGAGAGAAGUCGAUCUACCAUUAUCCCUGUUGAAAGGGCCAGUUGCAGGUUCCUCCUUGUGGCAUCUGAGGAUGACAAAAAUUGGAACAGCUGCCUCUUUGCAGAGCAGGCUGCCACACGACUGAAGGUUCACGGGAAAAACAACUUCGAGGUUAUAAAGUAUCCAAAGGCAGGCCACUUCCUGGAAGUUCCCUACAUGCCACAUUAUCCUUUUGGUAUUCAUCCUGUUGUAGGCAAAGUUGUGGCAUAUGGGGGUAAUGCAAAGGGCCAUGCAGAUGCACACUUGGAACUUUGGAGAAGAAUUCAGGUGUUUUUCCAGGAGCAUCUUGCUAGUGGUUCCCAUAAAGCUGUAUUGUAACAUGUGGAUGUGUCACCAACACUGUCUUUCUUAUUGCGUGCACAUUAGUAUUCACAACUUGCUUGUAACAUUCUUUUAUCUUGAUCGCUUUUGAAAAGCAUUUAUAAUGAUGCCAUGUUAUUGCAGCUCAGUGGUCAAAUUGAGAUGCCAAUCCUACAUGGAAAAAAAAAUCUGUAUUAUUACGCAGUACUUUAAUACUUUACUGUGAGGUGUCUGCUUGGUCAGUUAUAAUAAAAUUACAUAUUGUAAUAAAUAUAGUCCUAUGUAGCCAAAA